This is a messenger RNA of Parathielavia appendiculata, 540 nucleotides long. RefSeq lists its product as uncharacterized. The transcript has a single exon. Lineage: Eukaryota; Fungi; Ascomycota; Sordariomycetes; Sordariales; Chaetomiaceae. The record is from RefSeq and is a predicted model, not a curated record. The coding region runs from base 255 to 410 and encodes 51 amino acids.
CAUCUAUAUCAUGCACGCCCAUGCACUGCCAACACCACAUACAUCGAGAACCAACAGCAGAUAGUUUAAUCAAUAACGGAGCUUAGGGAGCUAAGUUGAUGCAUCAUGCAGAUCUACGGUCAAUGAUAGGCCGUCCUUCUUACUUAGGUAGUCUCCCCCCUUCUAAGCGACACUUGAAUCCAGCUCAACAUUAGCAUGAUCGAGCAUCACUCAGGCAGACUGAGGUCUGGGGGCUACUAUGAUAGGGUGCCAGUAUGAGCAGGGUAAACGAGUUACUCGGCAACGAGCAUUGGGUGAGCGCGACGGCGGCGACAAUCGUCAACGACGGUGCAUUGGCCAUAGUGACGGAAAUUGCGGAAGCCCGGGCCGAGUCCACGUAUGUGCUGAUCCCUUUCACUGGGCUACCUUAGCUUCUGCAGACUCAAACGCAAUCUGAAGUUUGAACUGACACACCCCUCCUUCGCAGCCCCUCAACCAACGCCGCUAUCUCACGCUCAACGGACCCCGACCCGCCAGAAAACGCCAACGGACCGUCGGCCC